Entrophospora candida is the source of this 1296-nucleotide messenger RNA. NCBI's taxonomy places the organism in Eukaryota, Fungi, Glomeromycota, Glomeromycetes, Entrophosporales, Entrophosporaceae. The record is from the annotation of a GenBank genome assembly.
AUGAGUGAAAAUAUUUCUGCUAUUUCUGAAAUCUCUUCUAUUUCUUCUCCUGCUGCCACCACUGCAUCUUCUUCACCCAAUAUUCUUGAAUCUGAUCAAACAGUCAACAACGACAAUAAAAGUAAAAAUAACAAUCAUCAUCAUAAUGUUGAUUCACUUCCUCAAAUUAAACUUCCAUUUCCACCAGUGAUUGAUCCAUCAGACUUGAUUCAUCCUAGCAAACCAGUUACAAGUAUUUCUGCAUUCGACGAACCUCAUAAACCAUCACGUGCACCAAAUGCAUUCAUCAUUUAUCGUAAAGCUUUUGUUAAAGCGGCUAGAGAUGAAGGCCAUUGUCUACCAAUGACCGUGAUUUCUUCAAUGGCUUCUGCAGCCUGGGAAAAAGAGUCUGAGGAAGUUAAGACAGAGUAUAAACGUAUUUCAAAAGAAGCUCAUUUGAAAAAGAAGGCAAUGAUUUUUCAUUGGAUGAGAUUACGUGUCAUUCCAUUUCAAUGUGGAAAGGAAAUGUUUCGUCGACUAUCGAAUGUUUCAAAUGUUGCGUCAACUAACGUUCUAAAAGGUGGAGUUGGUGGUAAUAGUAGUGGUGUUUACUAUAUUGGAAAUUUGUUUGGUAAUAAUGGUUGUGUUUAUGGAAGAGGAUUAUUUGGUGCUGUAGCAAAUUUACUUAAAACUAGUGCUAAAAAACCCAUAAAAAAGACGACUAUAAAGAAGAAAGUAGCUGCAAAGAAGGCAGCAGUACCUGUUAAAAAAGCAGCACUUCCCAAAAUUACAAAACCGGAACCUAAAAGACCAAAGAUGCCAUAUUCUAUAUUCUUUAGUGAAGAAUACAAGAUGGAAAUAGAGAAAGAUCCUACCCUUACGGUGCCAAGAAUUGGUAAAAUUUUAGGUGAAAAAUGGAGAAAUUUACCCGAUGAUAUGAAAGAGAGUUAUAAAGCGAGAUAUAUUCAAGAAAGAGAAGAAUAUAAGAAGAAUUAUGAGAAAUGGUAUAAUUCUUUGACAGUAGAUGAUAUUAAACUUGAGAAUAAACAUCGUAGAUUGAGAAAGAGACGAGGAAAAAAACUUUUGAAAAUUCCAAAUAUGCCCAAAAGACCAACCAGUUCUUAUAUUUAUUUCGUUGUAAAAAAUAUGGAUGUAAAUGAUGGUGAAAAGUCUACAGUUCGUGUGUCCAAACUUGCAGAAAAAUGGAGAAAUUUAUUGGAUAAAGAAAAGAAGGUCUACCAAGAUUUAAGUGAAAAAGAUAAAAAGAGAUAUUUAGACGAGAUGGUAGAAUUCGAGAAAAAACAAGUGGUGGCUUGA